GAACUCUGUACUUUGCACUUUGGCUAAAUUCUCAUUUAAAUUUAAAUUUCUAAACUUUUCUUAGGACCUUAAACUUCCUUUGAUCUCCUCUCUCCUGAAUUGCAGAAAUCAGAUAAAACUAUUGGUAAAAUGACCUCUCGUCACAUUACUGAAGAACCUAUAAAAAAGAUUGCUAUCUUUGGAGGAACUCAUGGGAACGAGCUAACAGGAGUAUUUCUGGUUAAGCACUGGCUAGAGAAUGACGCUGAGAUUCAGAGAACAGGGCUGGAAGUUAAACCAUUUAUUACCAACCCAAGAGCGGUGAAGAAGUGUACCAGAUAUAUUGACUGUGAUCUGAAUCGCGUUUUUGAUCUUGAAAAUCUUGGCAAAAAGAUGUCAGAGGAUUUGCCAUAUGAAGUGAAAAGGGCUCAAGAAAUAUAUCAUUUAUUUGGUCCAAAAAAUAGUGAAGAUUCCUAUGACAUCAUUUUUGACCUUCACAACACAACCUCUAACAUGGGGUGCACCCUUAUUCUUGAAGAUUCCAAGAAUGACUUUUUAAUUCAGAUGUUUCAUUAUAUUAAGACUUCUUUGGCUCCAUUACCCUGCUAUGUUUAUCUUAUUGAGCAUCCUUCCCUCAAAUAUGCAACCACUCGCUCUAUAGCUAAGUAUCCUGUUGGUAUAGAAGUUGGUCCCCAACCCCAAGGUGUUCUACGAGCUGAUAUUUUGGAUCAAAUGAGAAAAAUGAUUAAACAUGCUCUUGAUUUUAUAUUUCAGUUCAAUGAAGGAAAAGAAUUUCCUCCCUGUGCUCUUGAGGUCUAUAAAAUAAUGGAGAAGGUUGAUUAUCCCAGGAAUGAAAGUGGAGAAAUAGCUGCUAUUAUCCAUCCUAAUCUACAGGAUCAAGACUGGAAACCACUGCACCCUGUGGAUCCCACAUUUGUGACUCUUGAUGGAAAGACCAUUCUGUUGGGCGGAGACUGUACGGUGUACCCGGUGUUUGUGAACGAGGCUGCUUAUUAUGAAAAGAAAGAAGCUUUUGCAAAGACAAUGAAACUAACUCUCAAUGCAAAAAGUAUUCACUCCUCUUUCCACUAGAAAUCAGUGCUAGCUCACUUUUUGUGGGGCAUCUUGAAAAAAAGAUCAGUCUGUAUGGUCCUUGAAUAAGUAUAGUAGGCAUGCACAUCAGUGUCUUAAAGAAAGUAAUAAAUUAAUGAAUGUCUUUUAAAGUUAUCAUAUUUUAUGUAUAUAACUUAUUUAAAUAAGUGUGCUUCCUAUUUCUGUAUAGCUUUUUAUACAUUUACGCUUUAACAGUUUAACAUUCUUAAAAACAGUCUUCACUUUCAAAGUAUAAAAGAUAUAGAUACUAUAUGGAAAGUUAUUAACUUGAACAUGUAUGUUUUCAAAGAAUGGUUAAGUGCUACUAGAAACUAAUGGUGCAGACUAUUUUUAAAUUUUCAUGAUCGAGUUAAUGACCAGUUCAUAAACUAACAAUAUCUAUGAUAUCCAUAGUAGAUUUUAGCUGCUCUUCUUCAGAUGACAUGUUGAAGAGAAAUGAGAGUUGAUUGUAAAGGUGACAAAUAUAUCUAGAAACACUGAUUGAUGUCUUACACUCACCUUGAGAAGCUAGCUGUCCUUCUCAACAUGGACAAUUGGGAAGAGAAAAAUUCCUCGCAUCUGUCACUUCUCAUUUUGGAUGAACACUCACUCUUAUUCCUAGCCAAAGAGUGAGGGGAUCUUUGGACCCCAGUGGCUGCCAGCCUAGGUGGUUAAGACCCAUAACAGAGGACAGUGGACACUAGUGGAAAUGUGACCCUAACCCAUGUCUCUGAUUUACAAACACACCCAUUCAAGAAAUUAUCCCAUUUUUUAAUGCUGAAAUCCUUCACCUCCCAUGAUUCUUCCAAGGACCCCUGGCAAAACAUUGCCUCCCUCCCUCCCUGCUCCAUCCUCAGGACCCGACCCUCCCCUCUUUUAGGCCACAGCAGUCAAGUAAGGAAUGCUUUUAUCCUAUGAUUUGAACCUCAUGGAAACAUGGAUAUGGCUUCAAGUGUUUUACCAAAAAUACUGACACUGGAGCUGGAGAAGCGGAAUCCCUGGUUCGCAUCGUUGCCCAAGCUGUGCCUUCCCUCCUCCAACUCCUGUCUUACCUGACUUCCUCUUAGAAGGACGAUCCCUGAGCAGAGUCUGUUAAGCCAGCAUCAGGAGAAAAGGAUUUGGAAAAACCCAGGCCUUAACUCAUCCUUUUCCUUCUUUAAGCCAUACUUUGGUAAAUCUCUCCAUGGCAGUUUCUGAGACCCACCCUGACCACACAAUUUAUAUCAACAACCUCAAGGAGAAGAUCAAGACAGAUGAGCUGAAGAAGUCCCUGUAUGCCAUUUUAUACCAAUUUGGCCAGAUCCUGGAUAUGCUGGAACCUGAAGAUGAGGGGUCAGGCCAUGUUAUCUUCGAGGAGGUCAGCAGCACCACAAAUGCCCUGUGCUCCAUGCAGGGUUUUCCCUUCUAUGACAAGCCCAUGCACAUCUAGUACACCAAGACAGAUUCAGAUGUCAUUGACAAGAGAAAGGACACCUUUGUGGAGAGGGACCACAAGUGAGAGAAGAGAAAGCCCAAAAGCCAGGAGACCACAGCUUCCAAGAAGGCUGUAUAGGGUGGGGCAGCUGUUCCUAUGGGGGGAGCUGUCCAGGGGCCUGUCCCAGGCAUGCCACCAAUGACUCAGGCACCGCACAUCAUGCACAUAUGCCAGGCCAGCCUCCCUACAUGCCACCCCUGGCAUGAUUGUACCACCAGGCCUUGCACCAGACUAGAUCCCACCAGGGGCCAUGCCCCCACAACAGCUUAUGCCAGGGCAAAUACCAUCUGCCCAACCUUUUUCUGAGAAUCCACCAAAUCAUAUCUUGUUCCUUACCAAUCUGCCAGAGGAGACCAACGAGUUCAUGCUAUCCAUGCUUUUCAAACAGGUCCCUGGCUUCAGGAGGUCUGCCUGGUCCCUGAGCAGACACAACAUUGCCUUCCUGGAGAAUGAGGUGCAAGCAGGGGCAGCUUGGGAUGCCCUGCAUGGCUUUUAGAUCACCCUGAACAACGCCAUGAAGAUCUCCUUUGCCAAGAAGUAGCACU
Sciurus carolinensis (gray squirrel) is the source of this 3090-nucleotide messenger RNA. It is a transcript of the gene Aspa, whose product is annotated as aspartoacylase. The record is from RefSeq and is a predicted model, not a curated record. Gene Ontology annotation, molecular function: hydrolase activity, acting on carbon-nitrogen (but not peptide) bonds, in linear amides; hydrolase activity, acting on ester bonds. The transcript has 6 exons. NCBI's taxonomy places the organism in Eukaryota, Metazoa, Chordata, Mammalia, Rodentia, Sciuridae. The coding region runs from base 130 to 1071 and encodes 313 amino acids.